UGGCACCAUUUUUUCUUUUUUUUUUAAUUUCAGUGGAACUAAAGACUUUUACCAGAUUUUAGAUACCUUUCUACAUGGAUACUAUUACAUUUUCUCAACUGGAUAUUUGUUUUUAUUAGUUUUUUCUUAUCUUUUUUUUCUUGUUAAGUUGAAAAGCAGUCUGGGACUAAAAGGCUUACACCGGAGCCCCUUUGAGCAAGAGUUAAAAGUUCACAAACAAUUUAAGAAGAAUUAGUAAAACUGUGGAAAAGUGCAGGGAACAAAAACAGGUUUUCACCAGAAUGCACACAUAGUCUGCCUGCUUUUUUCACUUUCUUUUCUUUUUUUCUUUAAUCUUUGUUCAUUUAGACUGAGAUGUUUUCCAAAACAGACUUGGAAGUUUUGAUAACCAGCAUAAAACCUUGCAGCAGUAGAGAAGAGAACGGAGUGGAGUACCAGCUUGGAAAAUAGAGACUUACUGAAAUUACAUAAUCAAAAAAAAAUCACCCAGAAGGAUAUCUUGACAUUUUUAUACCUGCGCUGAAUAGUUUGGACACUGUGCAGGGACACCUUCACUCUGGUCUGUGGAGGGCUUCCCUCCCUGCCUUCUCAGGCAAUCUUCACCCCCAGCAGCAUGUCCCAAGCUCCGAGGCUGCCUCUAGUCCUCCUCACAGCACACUACCAUGAUCAGAUGGACUGCUGGAGGGAGUAAGGCUGCCUCUGCCUCGUCCUGCUCCAGGGCUGGGUUAGGGGCUCGUUCAGGCUCUGGGGCCACCUUCAGACUACGGUCAUCAGCACUGCUUAUCACCCCGGCUUUUCCUGUACUAGUCACCCUGUUGGUUUUUUUAUUAUCCCUGCAUGAGGCUGCCUGCCAUCAGUUCCACCGUGACACAGAUAGGGUCUCCAGCCCACGGACUCUCAGAGCUCCAGUGAACAUUUCUGAAGCUGAGCUGAUCUCUAGAGCCAGAGCCAAUGGGGGCCCUGUGGGUCGGACUGGGGGAGCACAGGGGAGGCAUGUGCGCAGUUACAAUCAUCUACUAGGGGACAUACGAAGGAGAAAGCUGUUCUCUUUCCAGAGGUUUUUCCUGAGGAUCGAUAAGAAUGGAAAAGUCAAUGGAACCAAAAUCAAGGACGACCCCUUCAGUAUUCUGGAAAUCACAUCAGUGGACGUGGGAGUGGUGGCCAUCAAAGGGCUAAGCAGCAACUUCUAUCUGGCUAUCAGCAAGAAAGGAGAGCUGUACGGAGCGAGAGAGUUUGGUGUCGACUGCACCCUGAAGGAGCGGAUUGAGGAGAACGGCUACAACACGUACGCAUCAGCCAAGUGGAAGCAUGGGAAGCGACAGAUGUUUGUGGGUCUGAACGGCCAGGGGAAGCCGAUGAGAGGAAAGAAAACCCGAAGGAAGAACACAGCCACACAUUUUCUUCCAACUGUUGUGUGAACCUGUGCACUCGGCUGGAGAGGGACAAUAUGAAACUCUGAAAAUGUGAGGUUUAUAACUCUGAAAAGUGAGAAAUCUCUCAUUUGAUUUUAAAAGAAAAAGGCCUAACACUGUCAUGCAUACAAGUGGUCUCUUCUUUUCUGGGAGAUGGUGUUACCUGUGUUUUCACUGGCACAGAUGCAAUGCUUAUUCUUUUUUUUUUUUUUGUCUGUGCCAAACAGUUUGCAGCUGGACUAAGUGUGUGAUGUGGACACAACCGAAGCUACUGUUUCACUAAAUAAACUGUAGUAGAUGCAGAAUUAUCUCAAGAUGUUAUUUAUAUCCAUAUUCUCCUGUGAGACACAUAAACAGAACAGAAAAUGUUCAGGAUGUGGGAAACAAUCAGUGAGUCCGUUUAUCACGGCAGCAGGAAAUAAUAAAGGAUAGAACACAUUUAAAGCAAAUGUUCGAUACUUAACCACUGUGUUUUUGCCUGAAUUGUAAUGAUUUAUUUAUUUUGUGAAAUAUUUAACUGAAGGGGAACACAAGCAUUUCUUUGAAUUCUUUUUGUUUUAUAAGAACUCUA
Molecule: messenger RNA, 1983 nt
Organism: Maylandia zebra (zebra mbuna)
Lineage: Eukaryota; Metazoa; Chordata; Actinopteri; Cichliformes; Cichlidae
Product: fibroblast growth factor 10
Molecular function (GO): growth factor activity
Source: RefSeq, a predicted model, not a curated record